UCUACAGGCUGCGACAUUUAUAAUUCAUAAAAUUUUGUUCGAUGAUGAUGGUUUGGCUUACGUUUGUGCUACAGCAGAGCGGUUUUUUGCAGUACGUCGAGUUUUGGACAUGAUGUUCGAAAGUCUUGACAAGCAACCCACACCUCGUCUUUUGAAGUUUAUAAUUCCUUGCUAUGCUCGUUUGUCUGAUGGUCGCCGCAGGGCUGGCAUUGCAUUAGCAAACUCUCUUCCUAGUGUGUUUAGAGACACCAUUUUUCUUAAUCACCUUCGUGAAGACCCAGCAACAUGGAAGUGGGUAAAGCACUUGCAGGAGAAUGUUGAAAAGAACCAGGAACCUUUAGUAGAAGGUGGAGGAGAAAACAAUGAUAUUAUGGAGUCGUCAACAUCUGGACAAUGAUAUGUCGUAUUGCAUUUGUUGAGCUUGCUACACUAGUACUUUAUGGACCACUUAUCUUUCUACUUGAAAAUUUGAGACAAGUCGAUA
Messenger RNA from Medicago truncatula (barrel medic), 484 nucleotides. Its product is annotated as CCR4-NOT transcription complex subunit 9-like. The coding region runs from base 110 to 397 and encodes 95 amino acids. The record is from RefSeq and is a predicted model, not a curated record. Gene Ontology annotation, cellular component: CCR4-NOT complex. Gene Ontology annotation, biological process: mRNA catabolic process. The transcript has 3 exons. Lineage: Eukaryota; Viridiplantae; Streptophyta; Magnoliopsida; Fabales; Fabaceae.